Naegleria fowleri is the source of this 537-nucleotide messenger RNA. RefSeq lists its product as uncharacterized. The transcript has a single exon. Lineage: Eukaryota; Heterolobosea; Eutetramitea; Acrasida; Naegleriidae. The record is from RefSeq and is a predicted model, not a curated record. Bases 1 to 537 code for a protein of 178 amino acids.
AUGAGAAGAGAAGGCACCCGAUUCAAUGUAAGAACCAAUCAGACCGUCAAAAGAUGCCCUCUUUGUACCAAAUGGCACUGCCAUCCUAAAGAUGAUGAGAAUGUCGACUAUGAAAAUUUCAUUCAACGCUACAAUUCAGAUCGAGCCUUUCGGAAAGAAGUAAACAUCCUCUAUGCAGAAAAGAUCAAGAAGAAGAAUCAAUCUCCUAAUGAGGAUGAUGAAGAGAAUGGAAUGGAUGGACAAGAAGAAAACCAUCCAUCUGCAACUACUACAUCCAGAAAAUGUUCUCAUAAAAAGGCUCAUCAAGAAGAAAUGAAUUCAGAAGAUGGCCAUGAGCAUCAUCAUUACUCCAUUCCCGAAGAUUUCACUCCGCAAAAAUACAAACGCCACAUCGGAGGCUACAUUGAUCGUCAUGUCGGAUAUUCUCGUGCUGACCAUAAACACAACGAUGACAAUGGACAAAAGGAUGAGAGAGAGUUCUCUAGGAAAAACAAGUACUUUGUGAAGAAUUUAACGCGUUUUGAUUUUAAAUUGUGA